Molecule: messenger RNA, 351 nt
Organism: Aegilops tauschii subsp. strangulata
Lineage: Eukaryota; Viridiplantae; Streptophyta; Magnoliopsida; Poales; Poaceae
Source: RefSeq, a predicted model, not a curated record
AUGCCGGCCGGACUCCCGCCGCCGCCUCUGCCUGACCCCUCCUCCACGCCACGCGGCUUCCCUGACCCCUAUAAAGCCGCCGCCCAGGACCCCCCUUUUCUUUUUGCAUCUCCGCCGCCCUUGCGCCGCAUCCCGCCGCCGCCGAUGAGAUCCACCACCGCCGCCCGCUCCACUCCGUCGCCCUCGGCCACUGCCGUCACCACCGCCGUCACCGCCGCAUCGCGCCGCGCCUCCCCGUGCCUCCGCCCGUCGCAGCCGAGCCCCGGAGCCACCGUCCGCUCGAAGCCGUCGCCGGCGUUUUCGCUCACCGCCAACGCCGCCCGUUGCCGCGAGGGAACGUUCGUUGUCUAA